UAAUCAUAAGGGGUUGUAAAGUUGCCGUUGCAGACUGAACUAUUUUCAAGUGCAGUAUUUAUUUUGCAUAACUAUAUCUACGCUUAUACGCUAAUAAAAAAUAUUUGAAUAAUAGUAAAGAUUCAUUAUUCCGCUGACUUAUAUAACCUUAUUGUAGCUACUUUUUGUUUAAUACAUUCCCUAUUGCUAUUUACAGUACAGCCACCCCUUGUGCUCUGUUUAGUUAUCGUGAAAUUUACACAUACAUAAGUCUGUAACGUGAGUACUUUGUGGAUAACGGUUUACUGAAAACAAAAUACUUGUGAGCUCGAUUUGGUGCAAGAGAAUUGAAAGUGAAUUAAUCCUGCUCGAGUUUAUUUUGAACAAUGAUUGAUCCUAGUUCAAGUGAGGAGGAAGGCGAAGAUGACCCAAUUGCCAAUGUGCCAUCAAAAGGACGUAUUUCACAAGCGCCCAAGGGUGCAGGUGGCGUUUCUGUAAUUGUUGGAUCCUCAGGUUCCGGUGUAGGAUCAAAUAUUCCUUCAUCAACCUCUAAUAAUGAUUUGGCCGGGAAUCAGAGACAAUCGAAUAUUAGCUCUGUCGGUAACCGAAGUGAGGCUGGAAACAUUGGUGCGGCGACCGGAUUGGGAGCAUCCUCUGAGCAAACACACUGUACCCGAGUUGAUGGAGGGAAUCUUGAGGUCCCCAACAAUGGCAUUCCAAGUGGUGUUUCGCAAGAAACUUUAAAUCAGAGUAUCGGAUCCUCGAGGGCAAACUCUCUACCACGACCAUUAUCACCAUCACCAUCUUUAACCAGCGAGAAGCCUGAAACUGGAGAUCCGCAUGACAAACAUGAACGUGAAGAAGAGGAACGCAAACGUCGAAUCCAGCUAUAUGUGUUCAUAUCAAGAUGUAUUUCAUACCCGUUUAAUGCUAAACAACCCACGGAUAUGACAAAGCGGCAAACAAAAAUUACCAAACAGCAAUUAGAAAUUAUAGCUCAACGAUUCCAAGCUUUUCUUAAAGGUGAAACACAAAUAAUGGCUGAUGAAGCAUUUCAAAAUGCCGUGCAGAGCUAUCAUGACGUGUUUCUUAAAUCAGAGCGAGUUUUAAAAAUGGUCCAAUCUGGUGCAUCCUCGCAACAUGAUUUUCGAGAAGUUUUUCGCAAUAAUAUAGAAAAACGUGUCAGAUCUUUACCAGAGAUCGACGGACUUAGUAAGGAAACCGUAUUAACUUCAUGGAUGGCAAAAUUCGAUAUAAUAUUAAAAGGAACUGGAGAAGAAGAUUCGAAGCGACCAUCUCGUAUGCAACAAUCACUAAAUAGCGAGCUUAUUCUAUCCAAAGAGCAAUUGUAUGAUAUGUUUCAACAAAUAUUGUUAGUAAAAAAAUUUGAGCAUCAAAUUUUGUAUAACGCCUUGAUGUUGGACUCCGCCGAUGAACAAGCUGCAGCCAUAAGAAGGGAAUUGGAUGGAAGAAUGCAACGCGUAGGAGAAAUGGAAAAAAAUCGAAAACUUAUGCCAAAAUUUGUACUCAAAGAAAUGGAGUCUCUUUACGUUGAGGAACUUAAGUCGUCAAUAAAUCUUCUAAUGGCAAAUCUGGAAUCCCUGCCAGUAUCAAAAGGAAAUAUGGAUAGUAAAUAUGGACUUCAAAAAUUGAAACGUUAUAAUCACAGUACACCGUCAUUUUUGAAAUUGAUACUGCGAUCCCACGGGUCUUUGUCUAAGCUGGAGGGUGACUCCGAGGAUGGUUCUACACAAUUAACAAAGUUAGAUGUUGUACUCACCUUCCAAUUGGAAGUGAUCGUUAUGGAGGUUAAAGGACUUAAAUCAUUAGCUCCCAAUCGCAUUGUCUACUGCACAAUGGAAGUCGAAAAUGGCGAAAAACUACAAACGGAUCAAGCGGAGGCAUCAAAGCCAAUGUGGGACACACAAGGCGAUUUUACAACAACACAUCCAUUGCCAGUUGUCAAGGUGAAACUUUACACAGAGAAUCCGGGCAUGCUGGCAUUGGAGGAUAAGGAACUAGGAAAAGUAACUCUUAAACCUACUCCGCUUUCAUCAAAAUCACCGGAGUGGCAUCGAAUGAUUAUUGCAAAAAAUCUUCCUGACCAGGAUAUACGUAUUAAGAUAGCUUGCCGACUUGAUAAACCUUUAAAUAUGAAACAUUGUGGACAUCUUUAUGCGAUCGGGAAAUCAGUCUGGAAAAAGUGGAAAAGGCGCUAUUUCGUCUUAGUUCAAGUAUCACAAUAUACAUUUGCUAUGUGCAGUUAUAAAGAGAAAAAAUCAGAACCGUCUGAGAUGAUGCAGCUUGAUGGAUACACGGUAGAUUACAUUGAAGCAGCGAGCGCAAACUUAAUGUUUGGGAUCGAUUUAAAUGGAGGGCGCUAUUUUUUUAACGCAGUUCGAGAGGGUGAUAGCAUUUCGUUUGCUUGCGAUGAUGAAAACGAAUGCAGCCUAUGGGUCAUGGCUAUGUACAGAGCUACCGGUCAGUCCCAUAAACCAACACCCCCAAUAACACAAGAUAAAAAUUCAGCAAUGUCAAAAAUACAAGGAGACGCAGACAAAGCACGGAAACAUGGAAUGGAAGAUUUUAUAAGCACUGAUCCGUGUACUUUUGACCAUGCUACGCUUUUCAAAACAUUACAAAACCUCACACUAGAAUAUAGGCUUAAUGAUCCAUACGCUUCUCUGGGCUGGUUUAGUCCUGGACAAGUGUUCGUGUUGGACGAAUAUUGCGCCCGUUAUGGGGUACGAGGAUGUUACCGACAUUUAUGUUACCUCUCUGAUUUGCUGGAUCGUGCAGAAAAACAACACAUGAUAGACCCAACCCUAAUACACUAUUCUUUCGCGUUUUGCGCUAGUCAUGUUCACGGAAAUCGGCCCGAUGGAGUUGGUAGCAUAACGCAUGAGGAGAAAGAGAAAUUUUCUGAAAUCAAAGAACGACUUCGUCAGUUACUGGAGUUUCAAAUAACUAAUUUCAGAUAUUGCUUUCCGUUCGGUCGCCCCGAGGGUGCACUUAAAGCAACAUUAUCUUUACUGGAGAGAGUUCUAAUGAAAGAUAUUGUUACCCCGGUUCCACCUGAAGAAGUUCGUCAAAUGAUUAAAAAAAGCUUAGAGACAGCAGCGCUUGUAAAUUACACUCGUCUCUCUAAUAAAGCUAAAAUUGAAGAGGAUUUGCGAGGAGAAGUUAUUGUUCCGGCCCCAAAAAAACUGGAGGACCUAAUACACUUAGCAGAACUUUGUGUUGACUUGCUCCAACAAAAUGAGGAACACUAUGGAGAACUGCGCAGACAUGAUAAAAUGGAUAAAAAUAAUAAGAGUAAGGAAGAUGGUGAUGUACCAGGAGACUACAAUGAAAACGAUGUUAAUUUGACCGCCAAUACUGGACUCAUUGGUACAUCUGAUCUGGCUACUGCAGCAUCAACUGAUGGACCAUCAUUUCGUUACUGUAUGCCGACUCAUGCAGUUUAUACCCCGCCAGUACCGACGGCUUUUGCAUGGUUUAGCGAUUUGCUGGUUGAACACGCGGAAAUAUUUUGGUCCCUCUUUGCAGUUGAUAUGGACAGAGUCUUAUCAGAGCAGGCUCCCGAUACGUGGGAUUCUUUUCCAUUAUUUCAAAUUUUAAAUGAUUAUUUAAGAGCAGAUGAUAAUUUGCGAAAUGGACGUUUUCAUCAGCACCUGCGCGACACAUUCGCACCGUUGGUGGUCCGGUAUGUUGAUCUUAUGGAAUCUUCAAUAGCUCAAUCAAUUCAUAAGGGAUUUGAAAAAGAACGUUGGGAAAGCAAAGGGAUUAACGCUGCGUUGAACCCUGCAGCAUUAAACAAUGCUGCCCAGGCGCUCAAUACAGCAGCUCUCAACCCAUCAAUGCUACUCAGCGGCAAAAAAGAACAAGUAAAUUUUUAUGUACCGAAGUUACCAAAGCAAUCAAAUUCAACAGUGGCCAGCGACGAUAUGAGAAAUGGGUGUGCCACCUCCGAAGAUUUGUUUUGGAAACUCGACGCUUUACAGUCUUUCAUAAGAGACCUACACUGGCCAGAUGCGGAGUUUCGACAACAUUUAGAACAGCGUCUUAAAAUGAUGGCUGUUGAUAUGAUCGAGCAAUGUAUACAACGAACUGAUUCGUCUUUUCAGUCAUGGCUGAAAAAAAACAUUGCGUUCAUAUCAACUGAUUACAUAUUACCUUCUGAAAUGUGUGCUAUGGUCAAUGUGAUAUUAGAUGCUAAAAAUCAAAGCUUUAAAUUGACAACGAUUGAUGGCAUUGAUUUGUAUAAAUUUCAUGCAAAAAUUGACGACCAAAUCGACAAAGCGAAUGUAGCUAUGACACAAGGUCUAAGCGGAAAACUUAUGUCAGUGCUAGAGUCGACUUUGUCAAAAUUAGCACGAUACGAUGAAGGUAGCUUAAUCGGCUCGAUUCUAAGUUUCACAAAUGUUUCGAGCUCAGGAAAGGAUCUUGGACAAGGAUAUGUAAACUUUUUUAGAAAUAAUAUGGAUCAAAUACGAGGAAAAAUUGGCGACGACUUAUGGACCCUCAAUUUUUUUGAGCAGUGGUAUUCGCAGCAGAUCAAUAUGCUAUGUAAUUGGCUUUCAGAACGUUUAGACCACGCUCUGCACUAUGCUCAAGUUUCAUCUAUUUCUCAUAUCAUCAAGAAAAUAUAUUCAGACUUUGAACUGCAAGGUGUGUUGGAAGAUAAAUUAAACUCGAAAGCAUAUCAGGCGGUUGCACAGCGUAUGGCAACUGAGGAAGCAACAUGUGCUUUAACAAUGCCUGACGUUGGCGAAGAUGAACCUAGCGAUGAUAUUCGAGAAGGAGAAGAAGAAGACAUUGGUGACGAAUCUACCUCUAAUAUACCAAGGGGCUUACCAAAACCAAAAGUGGCUGCCGCUCAAGCUGCAGCUGUUACCAAUGUGGUUGCCGGGCGCGUAGGAAAUUUACUUGGCAAAGGAAUUGGCGGACUAAGUUCAAAGUUAGGGAGCGGAAGUUGGUUUUAGAAGUUGAUUUGUUCGUAUUGUUCUUUUUAUGUAAAGUAUACUUAUUUUAGAUUUGUUACUCAUUUGAGAUGUCAUCAAUAACAUAAGAAUAAUCGGCUUUUAAAAGGAUGUUGUAUCUUUCAUACAGUAAGAAACAUAUAGAGACACCUUUUGCUCUCCCAAACCCAUAGCCUAAGAAAUAUAUAGAUACACUAUAUGCUCUCUGUCCAAACUCAGUUGAGAGCCAUGUUAAAUUUAAUUCCCCACACAGAUUAUCAGUUUUUGGGUCGAACUUGUAAUUCUGUCCCGGUGAACGUGCUGCUGCACUGCCCGCACCAGCCUUUUACCAUGAGCGUGAGCAGUGCAGCUGCAAAUAUUCACCGUGAAGUCAUAUUAAAGGUUCGAAUCAAACUGUAAGGAAAUCAAAACUUUCUUGUUUUUUUCACUAUGUAGCAUCACUGAAAAACUCACUCGAAAGCUGGCAGAGCAAAUGGCACCUCUAGAUAGUUUUCUUAUCCAUGACUUUGUCAAUAAGCUGUUAGCACCGGUGAACAUAUUUAUCUACAAACUUUAAAAUUUAAUUCUUGAUAGCAAACAGAUUUAACUAUUUUACCUUUUGCAUUUCUGUUCAAUUAAAAAAAAACAUUACUUCCCUAUUUAUUCUUAAUAAAAUAUCACGUAUUAAACUCUAGCAUUAUAAAUAAAUAUAUAAAAGCUUAGUUUGUCAUAUAAUUUUCGAAGAAUAUAUUGAUACUACGGCCUUUUGUACUACAUAACUGAAAGCUGAGCUGCUAUCUGAUCCAACUAUCCUUUUUCAGAAAAAACAAAUACAUUUCUACUGUUUAAUAAACACUAAUUUAUCAUGCAAUUUCCGCAACUAUAUAAAUUUUUUGGCUCAUCAGCUGGCUGAAAACCAAAGCUCACGUUUAAGGUUUAGAUGUCAGUUCCGUUUUUAGUUUAUGUAUAUAUGCGGCAAAAAAAUUUAAGACAUAUAUAAUUAUUUAUUUCGUUAAUCUAUCCGAAAAUAUAUGGCAUUUUAAAAAUUGUUACAAACUUUACUUACUACUCCCCUAAUAAUUCUAGGAGUAACAUUAACAGUCAGAAAUUUAAAAAGCUGAGUUUCAAACUGUUAAUAGAAAAUCGAAUAAAAUAUAACACACUUGCUUUUACGUAUUUUAAUCUAAUA
This is a messenger RNA of Drosophila gunungcola (fruit fly), 6129 nucleotides long. It is a transcript of the gene Cadps, whose product is annotated as calcium-dependent secretion activator. The coding region runs from base 366 to 4964 and encodes 1532 amino acids. NCBI's taxonomy places the organism in Eukaryota, Metazoa, Arthropoda, Insecta, Diptera, Drosophilidae. The record is from RefSeq and is a predicted model, not a curated record. Gene Ontology annotation, biological process: dense core granule exocytosis; synaptic vesicle exocytosis. The transcript has 25 exons.